ACACUUGGGUGAGCACAGUGAACGCAUCACGCAGCGACCAACAUGGCGGCCCCCCUGCCCGGCAGAUGUGGCUUCUUCGUGGAGAAAAAGAAACGUUUCUGUAAAAUGAUCGUGGCGAGAGGGAAAGUGUUCUGCGGAGAACACGCGACCAUGGAGGAAGGAAGCAGCAGGAGGAUCGUGUGUCCUCUGGACCCCAAACACACUGUGAGUGAAGACAAACUGGACAAACACCUGAAGAAGUGUAACUCCAGAGAGAAACCCAAACCUGUUUAUUAUGUGGAGAACAUAAACGCUGGAGCAGCUGACGGAGACGAGACGCUCCAACAGGUGAGUCUGUGUGAGCGCAGCCGCACAGAGUUACAGUCUCUGCUGGACAAACUGAAGACGGCCGCCUCAGGACUGCAGGGAGACGUGGAGGACCGGGUUCUGUCUCAUCCUGUCGUCCAGGAGGAACUCGCCAACCCAAAGAACGGAGACUCCGCCCACAAACACCUGAAGCAGCAGUCCUCUAUCUUAGGUCACCUGGAGGCGCUGGGGCUGCUGGGAAGGGGGCGGUGCUUCGUGGAGUUCGGGGCAGGUCGAGGGAAACUGUCUCACUGGAUCCACGAAGCCCUAAAGACCGGAGAGGACCUGAAGACCGGAGACCACCUAAAGACCGGAGAGGACCUGCAGCUGCUGCUGGUGGAGCGCUGCAGCACCCGGUUCAAGGUUGACGGGAAACAUCAGGACGUUGGAGUUCAGUUUGAGAGGCUGCAGGUCGACAUUCAACAUCUGGAUUUAAGUAAAGUCCAGCUGCUCACACAGAAGAGGCUCCCGCUGGUCGGAGUCGGUAAACACCUGUGUGGAGCGGGGACAGAUCUGGCUCUGCGCUGUUUGUUGGGGACACCAGGACCCAGAGAGGGGACAGAACCGCCCCCGAAACGCUUCAAAACCUCAGAACCAGCUGAUGAAUCUGGAUCUGCGGAUUCAGCAGGACUGCCAGACCCUGGUCCUGGUCCUGGUGUUGACCCCGGUCCUGGUCCUGGUCCUGGUCCUGGUCCUGGUCCUGGUCCUGGUCCGAUGCAGGGCCUGGCGGUGGCGCUGUGCUGCCACCAUCGCUGUGAGUGGCGUCACUACGUGGGGCAGCAGUUCUUCCUGCAGCGAGGCCUCGGGGCUGCAGAGUUCUCAGCGUUCUGCCGGAUGUCCAGCUGGGCCACAUGUGGACUCAGACCGACCAAUCAGGACGGCCAGCCUCCGGAUCCGACCAAUCAGAGAGGAGAUGACGAAGAGCAUGAACCGGCGGAGGAGGCGGACGCUGUGAGCGGGUUUCUGUCGGCGGAGGAGCGCGAGCAGGUCGGUCGUCUCUGUAAACGUCUGAUCGACGGCGGCAGACUUCACUUCCUGAAGACGAAAGGAUUCGACGCCAAACUGACUCGCUACGUCAACAGUCAGGUGACUCUGGAGAACGUCUUACUGACCGCCGUCCCCUCGUCUCCGUCCUGAAGGACCAUCAGGAAUCACACAGAGACACCAGUUUCUACAAAAGAGUUUUUAUUUGGAGUUAAAAUGAAUAUUUGUUCCAUUGUUUUGUACAUUUUCUAUUAAAUUCAUUUGUGUUCA
This is a messenger RNA of Centropristis striata (black sea bass), 1599 nucleotides long. RefSeq names its product tRNA methyltransferase 13 homolog (gene trmt13). Lineage: Eukaryota; Metazoa; Chordata; Actinopteri; Perciformes; Serranidae. The transcript has 10 exons. Gene Ontology annotation, biological process: tRNA methylation. Bases 43 to 1482 code for a protein of 479 amino acids. The record is from RefSeq and is a predicted model, not a curated record.